AUGCCCCAACCUCAGGGGCUCUCAGAGGGGGGCGAGGGGCAUUUCAGCCAGGGAGUCGACGGCUUCAUGAAGGGGGCGGCCUGCAGCCACUGGGCGCGGGGCCCGGGCGCUCCUGCCGCAGUCCUCUCCCCACCCAGGUAUUCUAAAGUCAAGCAUUUGCUGAAGGACCUGGAUCAACUGAUGGAAGCCGUCCUGGAGAGGAUCGUGGCUCCCGAGCAACCCCUUUCCAACGCCACCAGGACCCUGAACUUCACCCUCUGGAACCACACGCCCCUGGUCCUUAUUGACGAGCGGAACCCCCACCACCCUGUGGUCCUCGACCUGUUUGCAGACAAUCACAAUGUCUCGGCAAGCGGCAGCCCAGCACCCGGAAGGGCCUGCAAUGCCCAGCAGUGCAAAGUAGCCAUGAGGCUGUGCUGCCGCAACGGGACCGUGUGCACCUUCCGAAAAUUCAUCAGCGCCACCCAGGCCGUGACAGAGUGGUACACCCUGCAGGCCACCAACAUCUUCUCCCAGGUGCCAACCCAGGAGCUGGUGAAGAUGGGCUACUCGGGCGAGCAGCUGAUCCUGGCCUGCCUGUUCGGAGCUGAGCCCUGCAGCUACAGGCCCCCUUGCUGGGGGCAUGGACAUGUUGGUGGCAGGCUCCCUGCAGCAGCCUCGGCCCCUCCCCCCACAGGCCUGAAGCUGAUCCUGGACCUGGGCCAGGAGGACUAUGUGCCCUUCCUCACGUCCACGGCCGGCGCCCGGCUGCUGCUCCACGAGCAGCGGUCGUACCCCUUCGUCAAAGAGGAGGGCAUCUACGCCAUGUCGGGGACGGAGACAUCCAUCGGGGUGCUGGUGGACAAGCUGGAGCGAAAGGGCAAGCCCUACAGCCAGUGCACAGUGAACGGCUCCGACGUCCCCAUCCGCAACCUCUACAGUGACUACAACACCACCCUACUCAAUCCCAGCCUCCUGUCCCCUCCCCAGGCCUGUAUUCGUUCAUGCUUCCAAGACCACAUGAUCCAGAACUGCAGCUGCGGCCACUACCUGUACCCCCUGCCCCGGGGGCAGAAGUUCUGCAACAACCAGGAGUUCCCCGACUGGGUCUACUGCUACUCGCAGCUGCGCCAGAGCCUGGGCCAGAGGGAGACCUGCAUCCGGAUGUGCAAGGAGUCCUGCAAUGACACCCAGUACAAGAUGACCAUCUCCAUGGCCGACUGGCCUUCUGAGGCCUCUGAGGACUGGAUUUUCCAUGUCUUGUCUCAGGAGCGGGACCAAAGUACCAAUAUCACCUUGAGCAGGAAGGGAAUUGUCAAACUCAACAUCUACUUCCAAGAAUUCAACUAUCGUACCAUUGAGGAGUCAGCAGCUAAUAACAUCGUCUGGCUGCUCUCGAAUCUGGGCGGCCAGUUUGGCUUCUGGAUGGGGGGCUCGGUGCUGUGCCUCAUCGAGUUCGCGGAGAUCGUCAUCGACUUCCUGUGGAUCACCGUCAUCAGGCUGGUGGCCUUCUGCAAGAGCCUGCGGCAGAGGCGGGCCCAGGCGCGCUACGCCGGCCCCCCGCCCACCGUGGCCGAGCUGGUGGAGGCUCACACCAACUUUGCCUUCCAGCCUGACACGGCCAACCCUGGGGCCUACCCCGAUGAGCAGACCCUGCCCAUCCCGGGCACCCCGCCCCCCAACUAUGACUCCCUGCGUCUGCAGCCACUGGACGUCAUUGAGUCUGACAGUGAGGGUGAUGCCAUCUAGGCCUUGCCCCUGCCCCUGCCCCUGACCCUGCUCCUGCCCCUGCCCCUGCCGCUGCCCCUGCCCCUGCCCACCCUGGGCAGCCCAAGAACUCGGACCUGAGGAGCCGAGACCAGGGCCCAAGGCCUCAUUCCAUCGUGCCCUCUCCAAAGGGCCGACAGGUGUCCGGUCGAGUCUGUCUCUUGCAGAGAGGCCAGCAGUCCCAGCCCCAGGCCGAGGGCGCGUAGGCUCUCGGUGCUGUCGGGAGUGGGGAAUUGUGUGCUCGGCUGGUUUCUGCCCACCCCAACCUCGAGCCAGGCUCCAGAGACCCGAGGACACCUUCCCCGGGGGCCGGCCGCUUCCCUCCAGCCAGUCGGUGUCCGCUCCAGAGCCGGGCCACCCCUAGAACCUGCGACCUUUCCUUCCUGGUGGCUGGCCUCCGGGGUGGGAUCGGUGAGGGCAGUGGCUGUGCAGAACAGGAGAGCAUCAGGCGGGGGCAGGGCUGGCUGCCAGGUGGCACGUGUUUUAUUCUAGAAAAUAAAAGUAGAAAACACC
Myotis lucifugus (little brown bat) is the source of this 2259-nucleotide messenger RNA. RefSeq names its product sodium channel epithelial 1 beta subunit (gene SCNN1B). The record is from RefSeq and is a predicted model, not a curated record. The transcript is spliced from 11 exons. Bases 1 to 1728 code for a protein of 575 amino acids. Lineage: Eukaryota; Metazoa; Chordata; Mammalia; Chiroptera; Vespertilionidae. Gene Ontology annotation, molecular function: ligand-gated sodium channel activity. Gene Ontology annotation, biological process: sodium ion transmembrane transport. Gene Ontology annotation, cellular component: membrane.